Molecule: messenger RNA, 315 nt
Organism: Gongylonema pulchrum
Lineage: Eukaryota; Metazoa; Nematoda; Chromadorea; Rhabditida; Gongylonematidae
Source: the annotation of a GenBank genome assembly
AUGCUUUCGAAAUGGGCAGGACGAGGUGCGGCGCUCUUUGUCGGAUAUCUUCUCAUUCACUUCGUUUUGAUCGUGGUCGAUAAUCGGCGAGUAAUCGAUCGAACCCAAGUUGCGGUUGGAAAGGAUUCCGAUGGACCACUGAUAGUCAGAACUGCGAAGGAUUUAAGCAGCAAAAAAAACACUUCCGCGUCGAUGGAAUCAGAAAUAUCUCAUGAAGUACUGGUACCUGAAUUUGCUGCGCCAGUUACACGGGAGCCGCUUGUGAUUCACGCUGAAUUCGCCGAGGUCACUUACGUUUUUCGUGAAUGCAUUUGA